GGUUCCAAACUCUGCACUUGGUCCAUCUCUGUGUCCUCCAGCCAUGGCUACAGAUCUUUAAGGGCCCGCUCCAAAAACCAGCAAGCUCACACCAAGAGAAGGACAUCUUUUCUACCCAGAGGGGAGGGGGUCCACCACAGUCUGACCAAAUACUCAGGAGGGGGUCCACCACAGUGGGACCAAAUACUUGGAAAAACUAGACCAGGAAUCAUAUUUCUCACUUUUUUAAAAACCAUCUGGAAUUCAACAUCCAAGUGCAAUUUGUACUUCUGGACUAUGGUUUGAGACUGACCUGUCCUCUGGCAUCCAAGGGUCUACCUGCUGAUCCCCUCCACCUGGAACACUUCAGCCUGCUAAGACCUCAACAAGACCUGCUUGGAUUACCACAAGACCUCCGUGUGGUUUCUCUCUUCAUGCAUUCACCAAACACUGGGGAGAAGAGUUCACACUCUCUUUACCUUUAAAGUCCUGCUCCUCUUCUCUCUGGUGGUGGGAGCUGAGCCAAGGAGCCCAGGAGCCCAGGAACCCAGGAGCCCAGGAGCCAUGGUCCUGCUGAAGAUGAAGUUCACCCAGCAGAGGAGGGUGCGUCUGGCCCAGGGCUUGUGGCUCUUGUCCUGGAUGGCCGUGCUGAGCGGCUCCUUCAUCUUCACUCUGGGGGUCUACCUGAAGAUAGAGCUGCUACGUAGGGCCGAGGUGAUGGACAACACCGAGAUCCACGUGGUGCCCAACAUGCUCCUGCUGGUGGGUCUGGCCGCCAUCGCCACCAACGGGGUGGCGGGCCGAGUGUGCCAGGACUCUUUGGACCCGGGUCGCUUCCCCCGCUGGAAGGUGGUCCUGCUGGGCUGGUAUGCGGCGGCCGCCCUCCUCUGCUGUCUACUGCUGGCCGUGGUGGUCCUCAGCUACGCCCUGCAGGGCCGCCUGGAGGACUCUCUCAAGGUUGGCUUGAGGAACGGCAUCCGCUUCUACAAGGACACCGACGUUCCAGGGCGCUGCUUCCAGAAGGAGACCAUCGAUCGUCUGCAGAUGGAGUUCCGUUGCUGCGGAAACACCAACUUCAGGGAUUGGUUCGAGGUGCAGUGGGUCAGCAACAGAUACCUGGACUACACCUCCAAGGACAUCAAGGAUCGCAUCCGCAGCAACAUAGACGGCCGCUUCCUGCUGGAUGGCGUCCCCUUCAGCUGCUGCAACCCGGUGUCCCCUCGGCCCUGCCUGCAGUCCCAGCUGACGGACAACGCCGCCCACUACAACUACGACUUCCAGAGCGAGGAGCUCAACCUGUACAGCCGCGGCUGCAGGGAGGCCCUGAUCGACUACUACAUGGAGCUGAUGAACUCCACUGGCCCCGGUGUGCUGUCUGUCAUCUUGAUACAGCUGUCCAUCCUCUUCAGCCUGCGCUACCUGCAGACCGCGGUGGAAGACGCCAUGGCUCAGGAGGACCCGGAGGGUGACAGCCAGGGUUUCCUUCUGGAGAAGGGCGUGAAGGAGACCUUGGAGGAGGCCCAAGUCAAACUCCUGCUCUUGAUGAGGUUUGGCCAGGUGGACCCCGGGGCAGCCGAGGGUUCCGCAGACAAGGACGCCGCCCCGCCUCCUUCCAGCUAGCCGAGUAGUCGCAAGAAAGAUCACUAGCGCCCUCUACUACC
This is a messenger RNA of Nerophis ophidion (straightnose pipefish), 1640 nucleotides long. It is a transcript of the gene rom1b, whose product is annotated as retinal outer segment membrane protein 1b. The record is from RefSeq and is a predicted model, not a curated record. The coding region runs from base 544 to 1599 and encodes 351 amino acids. Gene Ontology annotation, cellular component: membrane. Gene Ontology annotation, biological process: visual perception. NCBI's taxonomy places the organism in Eukaryota, Metazoa, Chordata, Actinopteri, Syngnathiformes, Syngnathidae. The transcript is spliced from 6 exons.